Messenger RNA from Syngnathus typhle (broad-nosed pipefish), 2000 nucleotides. RefSeq names its product angiopoietin 2b (gene angpt2b). The record is from RefSeq and is a predicted model, not a curated record. Gene Ontology annotation, molecular function: receptor tyrosine kinase binding. The coding region runs from base 381 to 1856 and encodes 491 amino acids. NCBI's taxonomy places the organism in Eukaryota, Metazoa, Chordata, Actinopteri, Syngnathiformes, Syngnathidae. Gene Ontology annotation, biological process: Tie signaling pathway. The transcript is spliced from 9 exons.
GGGGGCAACAAGUUGACAAAGUUCUGACUGGAGCUCUGCUCUUUCUUUUCCUACUUCUGUAAGCUGGACGAGUGGGUGAAAGUAUCAGAGGACGGGGUCACUGACUGAGUCUGAACGUUUGUAGCCAGGGAGACAGAAAGCCUCCUCUUGAGACUUUAAGAACUUUACUGGCAGGAUAAUAAGAAGAACUCUGAUCUUUUCCAUACAAGCACAUGGACAGAAGCAACUAUUGUUUGUUCUGGAUGGAUUGAAUAAUUGCUUGUUACGAGGAGAAGCAGGAACAAAGCAGAGAAGGGAAACAUCUGGAUGGAAGAGCAACCAGAAGAGGAGAGAAGAGUGAAGGAAACAUGUGCUCUCUCUGAAGAAGACCCGAUCCUGAGAUGGGACGCAUGCUGGGCCUGAUGCUGGUCUACCUGGUCCACCUUGUAGCUGGCUCCGAGCGCCAGCAGCACCAGGUGCAGCACGGCCCCUGCCGCUAUACUUUCAUCCUCCCCGAGGUGGAACUUUGCCAGCCUCACAAAAACUUUGAGGUCUCGAACACGCUCCAGGGGGACUCCCCAGCCCAAGUUAAAUCUAAUCGCGGCAGGAACCAGAAGAGCAGAUCCUCUUGGCAGGAAAUUAAGAAUCUGGAAAGUGCCACUGAGAAUAAUACCCUGUGGCUGCAGAAGCUGGAGAAUUUCAUCCAAGAGAACGUUCGCUCCGGCGUGGAAGAACUCAAAAGAACCGCCGUGCACACCCAAACGGCCGCCAUGUUGGAAAUGGGAACCAACCUUCUAAGCCAGUCAGCGGAGCAGACUCGAAAACUGACUGAUGUUGAAACUCAGGUAUUAAACCAGACGAGUCGCCUGGAGAUCCAACUACUUGAGUAUUCACUUUUUACCAACCGUCUGGAGAAGCUCAUCCUCCUGCAGACUCAGGAGAUCUCACGUCUCGGUGACAAAAACAGUGAUCUCGAACAAAGACUUUUGGCACUGGAGGCUCGUUACGAGACGGAGCUGGAGAGCUCGCAAGGAGAAAAGCAGCAGUUGCGGGAAAUGAUGCAAAGGCAGAGCCGAUUAGUCGGCCAGCUCCAGGUCCAACUGGGUGCUGCAACUUUUAACAAUACCUUGAUGCAAAAACAACAAGCUCGUCUCACGGACACGGUCGAGCAACUACUAAACCACUGCAAUGAAAUUUCCAAUUUCCCCAAACAUGAGCCACCUAGUUUCAGGGAUUGUGCCGAGAUUCUACAAUCAGGACAAAGAUCGAGCGGGAUAUACAACAUACAUCUCGCAAACUCCUCCCACUCCAUCAAGGUUUUCUGUGACAUGGAGACCAGAGGUGGAGGGUGGACCGUGUUCCAACAUCGUCGAAACGGCUCCGUUGAUUUCCAUCGCGAAUGGAAGGACUAUAAAUUGGGAUUUGGAGAGCCUUCUGGGGAACAUUGGCUGGGAAAUGACAUCAUCCAUAAACUGACCAUAUCCGGGGAAUAUAGCCUACAUGUCCAGUUGAAGGACCGAGAGGAAAACGAGGCUUACUCACAUUAUCAGCGCUUCUACAUAGAGGGGGAGGAGCAUUAUUACAGCCUUCACGUUGAGGGGUUCAGCGGGACGGCCGGGCGGACAGACAGCAUGGCACACAGCGGUACCCAAUUCAGCACCAAGGACAGAGACAAUGACCGCUGUACCUGCAAAUGUGCACAGCUGGCGUCUGGAGGUUGGUGGUUUGAGGCUUGUGGACCUUCCAACCUGAAUGGAAUGCAUUAUCCCAGCUCAUCCAACGUGGUUCGCUACAACGGAAUAAAGUGGUACUAUUGGAAAGGACCGAAUCUGAUGGCUACCAUGGCGACCAUGAUGGUGCGCCCAGCAAACUUCUGACUCUUCAGAUUAUACCAGAUUUCAACAAACAUCAGCUCAAUUGUUGCUCCUCAACUCACUUCAACAAAGUUCCUCAGGCAACUCGAUGGCAUUUAAAACUUUACAAACAGCUUCUGCAAAUUAAAGCAUUCCUUUUCUUUCCUA